GAAGCUUCGCUGGAUAUCUUUAUAGUGGUCUAAUUAGUGGGACCACUAUGACAUAACUUUCUCUUUACCCAACAACUUUGUUGUGGAAAAGGACUUAGAAAAGAUGUUAAUGUUCAUUCUAUUUGGACAAUAUGCCCGGAAGCUUCGCUUGAUAUCUUUAUAGGGGUCUAAUUAGUGGGACCACUAUGACAUAACUUUCUCUUUACCCAACGACUUUGUCGUGGAAAAGGACUUAGAAAAGAUGUUAAUGUCUUCGCUUUUAUUGCCAACAUAAACAGAAGUUCUCAGACUAAUUUUGAACAACAAUGGCGUUCAACUUCUACAUUAGGCUUGUGCCUUCACUCUUGAAUGCACUCUUUGUCAUUCAAGUCAUGGAAUUCAGUCAUUGCAAAGUCUUAAUGAAUAUAAGUUGCAUUGGCACUGAGAGGAAAGCUCUUCUAGAAUUCAAGCGGGAUCUCAUUGAUCCUUCAAGACGUUUGCAGUCAUGGAUCAUCGAAGAUUGUUGUGAGUGGGAAGGAGUUGAAUGCAGCGAGAAGAAUGGCCAUGUCUUGAAGCUCAAUCUUCGUAAUCCUUGUGAUGGCUUAGAGUGUAGCUUGGGAGGUAAGAUACAUCAUGCUUUAAAAGAACUGAAGCAUUUGAAGUAUCUAGACCUUAGCUACAAUAAUUUUUCAACCCAAAGAAUCCCAAAAUUCUUAGCUUCUCUUCAGAAACUAGAGUAUCUCAACCUCUCAUCGGUAGGCUUCCAUGGACAUGUUUCCAAUCAACUUAAUAACCUUUCUAGCUUACAAUACUUGGAUCUUAGUAAUUCGUGGUGGUGGCCCUCUAUUAAAAUAGAGAAUCUUCGAUGGCUUUCGACAUUUCUUAACUUGAAAUAUUUGGAUCUAUCUUAUGUCCCCCUUCUCAACUCUAACCAAUGGUUAAGUUCUAUUGACAUGCUUUCCUCCUUGGAGUUUUUAAUAUUGAGGGGAUGUAAUUUGGAAGAUGUUUCCACCUCUCUGCAUGUCAAUUUCUCUUCUCUUAGAUUUCUUGAUUUGAGUCACAACUCCAUGAAGUCAUCUAUUCCUUCUUGGUUUCAAAACUUGAGCAAACUUGAACAUCUUGAUUUAAAUUUUAAUAAUCUCCAGGGCAUAUUCCCCACCGUCAUACUUGAAAAUAGUCGGUGGCUUAGCUUCCUCGAUGUCUCUGGAAAUAGGCUCGAGGGUGAACUUUUGAAAAACAUGAGCAUUUUUUGCAAUCUGCAAGUACUAGACUUGCGUUCUAACGAAUUUAGUGGGACGAUUUCGGACAUCAAAGAUGGUGCUUUGACUUGUGGGCAAAGUUACAUGAAGACUAUUGAUGUUUCCGGCAACAAUUUCACUGGUCACAUUCCCAAUAAAAUUGGGAACUUCAAAAAUCUUGAAUUCCUUGAUCUUUCAUGGAACUCGAUUUCAGGUCCUAUUCCUGCUAGUGUGGGCCAGCUAUCAUCUUUGAGAAAAUUGUACCUCUCUUCUAACAAAUUGAGUGGGAAUGUUCCAGAAAGUAUUGGGCGACUAUCCAAUCUAGAGGUGAUUGACAUUCAUAAUAAUCAAUUGGAUGGAAUUGUCAGCGAACUUCACUUUGUCAAUCUCACCAGCUUGAUUGCAUUGUACUUUUAUUCGAAUGAGCUUGUUAUAAAUGUUAAUGCAUCUUGGGUUCCUCCUUUCCAAAUUCAAGUGAUAUUCAUGUCCAAUUGCAAAGUGGGACCAAGAUUCCCAAGCUGGCUUCAAACACAGAGGAACAUUUCAGUUUUGUACAUGUCAAAUGUUAGCAUCUCAGAUGAAGUUCCUUAUUGGCUACCUGACAUUUUAACCAACAUUGAACGGUUGGAUCUCUCGAGCAACAUGUUGAGAGGUGACAUAUCCCGAAUUCUUGGAAAAAAGAUGCCACUACUAAGGCUGGUGUCACUUUUUGGAAAUAACCUUAGUGGUAGCAUUCCAAAUUCAUUAUGCAUGUCAGUUGAAUUGUCUUUUCUCGAUCUCUCUAAGAACCAGUUGUUCGGGAGACUUCCGCUGUGUUGGAGGAAGUCGCAAGUGAAUUUGGAGUGGAUUUCAUUGGGAGGCAACAGGUUAAAUGGUCAGAUUCCAGACUCUCUAUGUCAUUUGAAGCGAUUAGGAGUUCUAGGCCUACAUGCUAAUGGCUUGAAUGGAGUGCUUCCAAAAUGUUUACUAAAGCUAGAUUUGGUAUACCUCGAUCUCAGUGACAAUCAAUUAACUGGUGGCAUACCUCCAUUUGGAUGGCACUCUCAAUCAUUUAGGAUAAUCAAUCUUGAGAGAAAUUACUUGACCGGGGACAUUCCUUUGCAGCUAUGCCAUCUUGCUAAUCUCCAAUAUUUAAGCCUAGCGCAUAACAACAUUUUUGGAGGCAUUCCUCUUUGUUUCAACAACUUCUCGCAAAUGUGGACCAACUCCACUUUUACUCCACAUGGAAGAUUCCCGUUGGGGUUUUCUGUUAUGGUUAACACAAAAGGUACAAGCCUAGAAUUCACCACCAGCCUUCGUUAUUUAUUUUCCAUUGACCUUUCAAGCAAUGCAUUAGAUGGACAAAUACCAAAAGGGCUGACUAGGCUUGCUCGACUUCAGAAUUUAAACCUCUCUCGAAAUAAGUUGAUUGGAGAAAUCCCUUUAGAUAUUGGCAACUUGAGAGACUUAGAAUCACUAGAUCUAUCCAAUAACAAGCUAUCCGGUGAAAUCCCUCCUAGCAUAUCCAAUUUAGACUCUUUAAGUUAUUUGGAUCUUUCCUUCAACAGUUUAUUUGGUCCUAUUCAGUCAAACAAUCAUCUAAGUACUCUAAAUGACCAAUCUGUUUAUCGUGGCAACAAUGGACUUUGUGGAGCUCCUCUUUUGAAAAAUUGUACUGGAGAUGAGCAUAAUGAUAUGGACAAACAAGAUAGUCAUAGUACGAGCGAAGAUGAGUCUAAUAAAGGAGACUCUGUUGUUUCGUGGUUUUACACAAGGUUGGUAGUGGGUUUUGCAAUGGCAAUCUUGGGAUUCUGUGGCAUGUUUUUCAAGCAAUCUUGGAGGUUCUCCUAUUUUCGGGCGGCGGAUAAGAUUGUCGAAACAUUAUCAAUUGCCAGGGUAAUGAUCGUGCUUUGGUUCAAGAGAACUUUUCAUUUCCCACUGCGAAAUUAAAAGUUACAUACAUUUGUCCUCACAUUUGUGAGUCGCAGGUGAUUUCUUGCGUGAAAGUACGAAUUAACUUAUCCAAUUUCAGAGACAUGCGCCACUACAUCUGCUGUGAAACUAGUAGUUCCUUUCUUCACGAUGGAAGAUUAAGAAAGAUUGCCAUUGAAGGUUCCAUUAAAGUGAGCGUUAUUUUGCAACAUUUUUUUCUUUCUUUCUGUUUGGUUUUAUAAAAGCAGCCGGUGAAACAAAAGACAAGUAUGUUUAAUUUAUAAUGAGAUAACUAUGUGAGCCGAAAUUAGACGAGUCUAUUGUUCUAUUGGGUAAAAAUUGGAACAUUGUUUUGUGCUCGUAAAAUGUGAAAAGCGUUGAUAACUAUCAAAACUCGUAAGCAAGAAUAGUUUGACUAUCAACUUGUUUAGUUGAUUACAGUUCGCAAGUUACCAACACUUUUACGAAAAUCCCAACAGUUACUAGAUUAUCUUAAAUUACUGUCUAAUUCAAUAAUUUACCAUCAUUUGUUUAUGUCGACACCUAAAUUUUGGCAAUCCGUUUAGUCAUUUAUCAUAUUAAAAAAUUAUGGAUUAAUUUUAUCCCUAAAAAAUAAUAAUUGCAUAACAUAUAAAUUUAGGUACAUUUACUUUUAAUUUACAUUUUUUGCAUUUUAUUUAUUGGACCAGUGAUUGAUGGGUUUGAAUUAGUGGUUCUGAGCUUUAACUUGGCAGGCCGGAUUAAGCCCACAAAGCGAGCGAAUUGGCACAAGCUUCUUUUUUUUCUCGUGAAAAAUAAAGAUUGAUAUGAUGAAAUUUUUUGGAUAUGGUAGAUGUGAUAUCAAAUAUUGCAUUUAGAAAUUUUCUUUUUGUGGAUAUGGAUUUGGAAAAAUUAAAACCCUAACUCAUUGCCUAUAAAAAGAAAAACGAAAUAGGGUUUUGUUGGGGCUUCUCUUCGUUGAAAAAAAAAAAAA
Messenger RNA from Eucalyptus grandis, 4101 nucleotides. Its product is annotated as receptor-like protein EIX1. The record is from RefSeq and is a predicted model, not a curated record. NCBI's taxonomy places the organism in Eukaryota, Viridiplantae, Streptophyta, Magnoliopsida, Myrtales, Myrtaceae. The transcript is spliced from 2 exons. Gene Ontology annotation, molecular function: protein binding. The coding region runs from base 306 to 3146 and encodes 946 amino acids.